This is a messenger RNA of Orbicella faveolata, 924 nucleotides long. Its product is annotated as adenosine receptor A3-like. The record is from RefSeq and is a predicted model, not a curated record. NCBI's taxonomy places the organism in Eukaryota, Metazoa, Cnidaria, Anthozoa, Scleractinia, Merulinidae.
AUGGCGAACAUUACUGGAGAUGGAAACUUCACAAGCAAACUGAACCAAGUACUCAGCUCACCACCAGCGGACAUAAUUGAGUUUUUCUCAACUUUGAACAUUUUUCUGUCCGUCACCCCAUCUCUUGGCAAUGUUCUGCUCCUUGUUGCUCUUCAUAGAGUCACUUCCAUUUAUCCCCCGAACAAACUUUUCUUUCGAUGUCUGACGAUCACUGAUCUUGGAGUUGGCAUUCUUGUGCAACCACUCUAUGUAACUGACAUGUUGGCUACUUUCAAAAAUAUGAAUGUGAACGCUCGGCGUUCUAUAUCCGAUGCAAGAUGUGUUUCAAGUUUGAUUCUCUGUGGAGUAUCCCUCUUGACGUCGGCUGCAAUUAGUGUGGACAGACUCCUCGCCGUGUUGUUAGGACUGAGAUACAGACAUGUCGUAACUUUAAGGCGAGUUCGUGUAGUUAUCAUUUGUGUUUGGUUAGUUGGUGUUUUCCUUGGGUCAAUGAUCAUGUUCAGAGGCGCUAUCGCCCUCAAAGCAGCCUCUGCUCUCGUGCCACUUUUGCUGGUAAUUUCUAUUUACUGUUACACAAGAAUCUUCCACAAACUACGACAUCAAGAAGCCCAAGUACGAGACCACAUCCCUCAACACCAAGCGAACGGAGGAGGGAAUUCACUGAACAUAGCAAGAUACAAAAAUUCCGUUUCAUGUGUUUCGUGGGUGCAGUUGGCAUUAGUUGCCUGCUAUGCCCCUUGGAGCAUUGUCUGUGUGCUCCCUGUCAGCGGAAUGGAAAAUCGUGUGGCACGGCUCGUUGCAGAGACUCUGGUCUACUUUAACUCAUCUCUGAACCCGAUCCUGUAUUGUUGGAAGAUCAGAGCAGUGAGACAAGCAGUGAAAGACGCAAGAAGACAGCUUAACUGUUUAAAUUUUUUUAAAUAA